Molecule: messenger RNA, 931 nt
Organism: Acanthopagrus latus (yellowfin seabream)
Lineage: Eukaryota; Metazoa; Chordata; Actinopteri; Spariformes; Sparidae
Exons: 2
Coding region: 293-916 (207 amino acids)
Source: RefSeq, a predicted model, not a curated record
UCCUGACAGGGAGUAACUUUAACGAGUCAUGCGUUGGGUUUGACAGUAAAUAAACCACAAUAAUCGGGUGUUAACUAUGCUGACGGUUCAGACAACUCAUAUAUCUGAUUGCAAUCGUUAUUGCUCACAUCGGUUAGGAAGGAAAUACACAGAAUGACUCGGAUGUUUAACGAAGUUAGUCACAACAUGUUAAACCCUGAGGGGUCAAGUCACGACAAACUGCUAACGGACUGCUAGCUAACUUUAGCGGGACCGCAAGAGGACGAAGUAAUACGGAAAAACACUUUGCAUAAUGGACCAAAGUUUCAGAAGAUAUGAUGUUCUGCAGAGAAACCUGAGAGUGCUAAACCAAAAGGAGGAGAGGGAUCUGCAGCAGAAGCUAAACGUGUUGGACAAACAGUACAGGUACACUCACAAAAUACUUCGACAGAGAACAGACUCACUGAUGAAAGAACAGAGACGAGUCAUGAUUGUGAAAGUCUGUGAGCCUAAAGCAACAGUUGGCAUCGCUAUGAAAGAGAUUGGAGAACACAAUAAUUCAGAGAUGCAACUAAGAGGCAUUGAAACAUUUGAAGGCAGAAGAUCGUACUCCAGCAAAUCCCAGUACCACAUCCAGGGAUCUGAACUGGUGGAGCAGAGCCGGUCGAUAUCAGCACCACCGCUUUCAGUCAAGCCCGCCAGCUCAGUGAGACACAUGGGCAACAUCAAGAGCAGCCUGUCUCUUAUGCAGAUGAAAAACAUUGCAACAAUUGACUCAAUCUCAGAAAAAGAGCUGGCCAGGCAACAGCAGAAAGCCCAAGAGGAACUGGAGAGGCUGAGACAGCUGCAGAGGGAAACUUUACACAAGAGGGUGACGGCGUUUAUAGAGAAGCUGAGGGACAAAAGCAACAUGCAGCUACAUGUGGAACCUCCAUAGACAAACUCAGAAGUU